This is a messenger RNA of Gymnodraco acuticeps, 1758 nucleotides long. RefSeq names its product UDP-glucuronosyltransferase 2A1-like. Lineage: Eukaryota; Metazoa; Chordata; Actinopteri; Perciformes; Bathydraconidae. The coding region runs from base 25 to 1620 and encodes 531 amino acids. The record is from RefSeq and is a predicted model, not a curated record. The transcript has 4 exons. Gene Ontology annotation, molecular function: UDP-glycosyltransferase activity.
GCAAUCCUGCUGCCACUCUUCAGCAUGGGAACCAUGCUAUUGCAUCGUGGAAUAUUUGUAUUCCUCAGUGUUUGUCUGAUUUCCUUCACACCACCUUGUGAUGGAGGAAACAUCCUUGUGUUUCCUGUGGACGGCAGCCACUGGAUCAAUAUGAAGAUCCUGCUGGAAGAACUUCAUGCCAGGGGACACAGCAUCGAUGUGAUAAGGGCCUCCAACAGCUGGUACAUCCCAGAAAAGUCUCCCCUCUACACAUCCAUUACCAUUGAAAUUAAUGAAGGCUUUGAGGACUUCUUUGAUGUGUACCUUCAGGAGCAUAUGCGGGCGCAGAGAGAGGGUGCAUCGGCACUUACUUUCCUCAAACUCACCAAGGAUUUCCUCUCUAUGAUUGCUCAUGCUCAUUCAAUUUGGUCUUAUGCCCUCCCUCAAAUCUUAGAUGAUGAAAUAAUGGUCAAAAGCUUGAAGGAUGCCCAAUAUGAUCUUGUUCUCACUGACCCAGCUAUUGCACCAGGGGUUGUAUUAGCAAAGUAUUUGAAAUUGCCUUUGGUGCUCAAUGUUCGCUGGAUCACCAGUGGAGAAGGCCACUUUGUGAUAGCUCCGUCACCAUUGUCCUAUAUCCCAGUUCCAGGAUCAGGAUUAACGGACAAAAUGACUUUUUUCCAGAGGGUGAAGAAUAUUUUUUUCUAUGGCAUCAUAUUGUUCCAGCAGGAAUUCUUGGUGGGGCCGGUCUAUGAUGCCAUGUGUGAGAAAUACAUUGAGGGUGGAUGUGACAUCAUUUCGCUUCUCCAAGAAGCAGACAUUUGGCUGUUCAGGUCGGAUUUUGUGUUUGAAUUCCCUCGGCCAACAAUGCCAAAUGUCAUCUACAUAGGAGGGUUCCAGUGCAAACCAGCCCAACCACUGCCAGCAGACCUGGAGGACUUUGUUCAGAGUGCUGGGGAGCAUGGAGUAAUCAUCAUGACUCUGGGAACGUUGGUGAAUGCUUUGCCCAAAGAGGUAGCAAAUGAAAUCGCCAGCGUCUUUGCCAAGAUGCCUCAGAAGGUGAUAUGGAGGCACAAAGGUGAGCGUCCUUCUACUUUGGGCAACAACACCCUGAUAGUGGACUGGAUGCCGCAGAAAGACCUCCUUGGCCACCCGCAGACAAAAGUCUUUGUAGCUCAUGGGGGAACCAACGGCGUACAGGAGGCCAUUUACCACGGGGUCCCUGUGCUCGGUAUACCAUUGUUCUUUGACCAGUAUGACAAUCUUCUACGUCUGCAACACAGAGGCGCCGGAAAGAUAAUUGAGCUAGCUGAUGUUAGCGGACACAGUUUUGAGCAAGGCAUAAAUGAAGUGCUCCAUCACGACAGCUACAGACAGAACAUGCAAAGACUGUCACGUUUGCACAGAGAUCAGCCAAUGACCCCAAUGGAUCAGGCCACCUUCUGGGUAGAAUAUGUGAUGCGUAAUAAGGGGGCACCUCACCUGCGUACAGAGGCUUAUAAGAUGCCCUGGUACUCGUACUACGGUUUAGAUGUACUGCUACUAUUGCUGACUAUAGCGACUGUACUGCUGUUAUUGACAUUUGCCAUGUUCAGGUUCCUAUGCUGCAGAGCUAGACGGUCGACAAAAUCCAAAAAACACUGAUUACGGUUGAGUUUUUUUUUAGAAAUAGGAUACAAUGAGUUCGGUAAAGCAUUUUUUAGACAAAAAAUACAUCUAAAGGCAUCUCAUUUGUUUCUAUUUAUUAUUUAUAAAGUAAAAUGACAGUUAGUCAUUUAAUGU